AUGCCGCCUCGCAAGUCAUCUCAACGAGGCAAGGCGCCCGCUGUCACCGCACAGAAAGGCAAAGCUGGAAAGCGAAAGAUUGAGGACGACGAAGAUGACGUAGAGCCCACGCCAGAACCCAAGGCUGCGAAGAAACGCAAGACCGCCAAAGGCAAGGUAGAAGAUCUUGUGGCUCUAGCCACGCGAACCGUUAUAGAUACCCUUAAGAAGCCUAUGUAUAUCGGUGCGCAUGUCAGCAGUGCAGGAGGUGUGCAAAACUCGAUCACCAAUGCCGUUCAUAUCGGCGCGAACGCCUUCGCUCUAUUCCUCAAAUCUCAGCGCAAAUGGGCGAACCCGCCUAUCGCACCCGAAGCCCUCAAUGGGUUCCUCACACAAUCAAAAGAGCACAGAUUCGAGGCCCACAAGCACUGUCUACCGCACGGGUCAUAUCUCGUGAACCUCGCCGCCGCAGAGAAGGAGAAGGCAGAGCAAGCAUACAGCUCCUUCCUAGACGACUUACAACGGUGCGAGUCGCUCGGCAUCAAGCUAUACAAUUUCCACCCUGGAAACAGCAACGGCGAGCCCAGGCCUGAGGCCAUCGCGCGCAUAGCCAAGCAGUUAAACAAGGCGCACAAAGCGACGAGCACCGUGAUAACCGUACUCGAGAACAUGGCCGGGCAGGGCAACGUCAUCGGCAACACAUUCGAAGAUCUACGAGAUAUUAUCGAGCUCGUAGAAGACAAAGAUAGAGUCGGAGUCUGUAUAGAUACAUGCCACGCUUUCGCCGCCGGCUACGACCUCCGCACACCCGAAACCUUCGAAGCCACCAUCGACAAGUUCAACGAAACCGUCGGAUCCAGCUACCUAAAAGCCUUCCACCUAAACGACAGCAAAGCGCCCUUCGACUCACACCGGGACCUCCACGCGAACAUCGGCACCGGCUUCCUGGGCCUACGCGCCUUCCACAGCGUCGUGAACCACGACGGCUUCAAGAACAUGCCCAUGAUUCUCGAAACGCCCAUCGACCGGAAAGGCGACGACGGCAAAUCCUACGAAGACAAGCAAGUCUGGGCGGACGAGAUCAAGCUGCUAGAAUCGCUCAUCGGGAUGGACGCCGAAAGCGGCGAGUUCGCAGCUCUGGAGAAGCAGCUACAGGCCAAGGGGACUGCCGAGCGCGGCAAGAUCCAGGAGCAGGUCGACCGCAAGAGCGCCAAGGACGCGAAGAAGACGGCCAAGGCCGCACCCAAGAAGAAGGCCCCGCGCGGGAGGAAGAAAGCUGAGACGUCCGAGGACGAGGGUUCUGAUUGA
Molecule: messenger RNA, 1287 nt
Organism: Annulohypoxylon maeteangense
Lineage: Eukaryota; Fungi; Ascomycota; Sordariomycetes; Xylariales; Hypoxylaceae
Product: xylose isomerase-like protein
Exons: 3
Coding region: 1-1287 (428 amino acids)
Biological process (GO): base-excision repair
Cellular component (GO): mitochondrion; nucleus
Molecular function (GO): DNA binding; DNA-(apurinic or apyrimidinic site) endonuclease activity; zinc ion binding
Source: RefSeq, a predicted model, not a curated record